Molecule: messenger RNA, 2232 nt
Organism: Epinephelus moara (kelp grouper)
Lineage: Eukaryota; Metazoa; Chordata; Actinopteri; Perciformes; Serranidae
Product: organic solute transporter subunit alpha-like
Exons: 9
Coding region: 97-1083 (328 amino acids)
Biological process (GO): transport
Molecular function (GO): transporter activity
Source: RefSeq, a predicted model, not a curated record
CGACAGUCACUUACGGAGGUGUUCUCAUAAACUUCUAAGCUGUCAUCCCACCUUCACUCCUUAGAAGCCACCUAAAGGGAAGAAUACUUCGACACCAUGGAGGAAGCCCUCAACAGCACCAUCGAUCCAGCUUGUUUACAAGAGCCCCCGCUAGCUAUCGACGUGAUAAAACAGCUGGAUGUGUUUGGCUUGUGCCUGUACUCCAUGCUCACCUUCAUGUCCUGCAUCUCCCUGCUGCUAUACCUGGAGCAGUGUGUCUAUAUUUAUAAAAAACUGCCCUACCCCAAGAAGACAACCAUCAUUUGGAUAAAUGGUGCAGCACCAGUCAUUGCUGUUAUGUCUUGUUUUGGGAUGUGGAUCCCGAGGGCAGUCAUGUUCACAGACAUGACGUCUAACAGUUAUUUUGCAGUCGUGGUGUAUAAAGUCUUGGUUCUGCUGGUUGAGGAGUUUGGGGGCAGCACUGCUUUUCUGAACCGGUUUUCCGGUAAACCAUUUAGGAUCAGAACAGGACCCUGCUGCUGCUGCUGCGUCUGUCUUCCUCUUGUGCCCAUGUCACGGCGACUGUUAUUCAUCCUGAAGCUGGGUGCUCUACAGUAUGCAAUCCUUAAGACGGUGCUCUCUGUCCUCUCCAUAAUAUUGUGGACAAAUGGCAACUUUGACCUCUCUGAUUUAGAGAUCACUGGUACAGCCAUUUGGAUCGGCCCAUUCCUUGGCGUUCUCACUCUCACCUCCCUCUGGCCUGUUGCCAUCAUCUUCAUGAACACUAACGGCUUUCUACGCACCCUCAAAAUUGUCCCAAAGUAUGCCAUGUACCAGCUAGUACUUGUACUGAGUCAGCUGCAGACAUCAAUCAUUAACAUCCUGGCUUUAGAUGGGACCAUCGCCUGCUCCCCUCCCUUCUCUUCUCAAGCUCGUGCCUCCAUGCUAAAUCAGCAAAUGAUGAUCAUGGAGAUGUUCAUCAUCACUUUGGUCACUCGGAAUUUGUACCGUCGUACAUAUGACCCACUUCCCCCUGAGGAACAUGACAACGACCAGAAUGCUAAAGCCGCCCUGCAGGCUUGUCUCGUGGAGCAUGACGUCUGAAAAAGGAGACAGUGACGAAAGAGUGGGCGUCAGCACUGCUCUUAAAUGAUGUAUCGCACCAUCAAAGUUUAGAGAUCAUCAAAUAGUCAUAAGUCUGAUAUUAAGUUUUUAUUUUUACCUAAUUUUUGUCACUUAAAUUUAAGAAGAGAGAAAACAGCACUCCUCUUCUGACUUUCAGCCCUAUUUUCUUUGUAUUUUUAUGUCUGUGCAGAAAAUAUGAAGCUACUGCCAGUUUAGACCUGUCGCCAGAAGAAAAUGUUGGUAAUGUUCGUUUCAGAAAAACCACAAAUAAGUUGUAUUUGCAUGUUUCAUACGUAUCACAUCAACAUUUUCAAAGUGAUGUAAUAUAUGAGCUGACUUUGCCAAUGAAAGAUGCAGAGGAUGAUGGAUGCUGUGUCACAUGGGCCAGAUAUCUGCCAAGCUGCAGACCACUGCAGACCCCUCGAGACCAACAAACAACAAAAAGUAGUUGUGAUGCAAUGUCAAUGCAUGCAGAAACAUGCAAUGCCAACAUUUUUUCUGACAAUUGGGUUGGGUUCAGCAGUUAGCAUGGUACAACAAUUAGAAAUGGAGAAUCGGCUAGCCUGUCUCUGUCCAAAAAAAUCAUCCCAACAGCAUCUCUAAAGCCUACUAGUGGUUUUCAGGAAGUUAUGCGCAGGACUUUUUCUUGACUGUGCGCAGUGACUUCCUGGAGUCAUUACAUCCCAUACAGUAUUUAGGCCACUGUACAGAUAUAAAAGUGGUAUCAAUCAUCUCAUCUAAAUCUCUGUAAGAGAGCAAAUAUGUGUAUUUAUCACAAUGACAAAGUAUUCUUUUAAGCUUCACUAGUUUCAGAGCAUUACUGGAGACACUGGGGAUUUUCAGACUGUAACUAGGAUCUGCAGGUGGGGAGCAGAGCCUUCCUACAAAAUCCAGAAUAUACAGAGAAGUGUAACAGCAUGCUGUGCAGUGUUUGUAUACAUGUCAUACUGGAACUAAACAGAGAGGAAGAAAGGUUUAAAAAUUGGAAAAGUGGUCCUUUGGUUGGGAGUGUGCAGGUUUAUGAAUUUUAGUUUGCAUCAGAGUGUUAUUUUUACAUUUGCCUGGAGAACGGUAAAUAAAAACACCUAUUUAUUUGUGUUAUAGUGUGUGUGUGUGUGUGUGUGUGUG